AUGCAUAGUCACGAGGAGAAGCAGAGCAUGGGCCAGAAGCAUCCAUCUUUACGUCCAGCCCUGGCCCGAGCUGGGCAGCCAUCGGGGCCGGAGCAGCGGCAGCCCUCGGUGUGGCCUUUGAUGCCACACUUGGAAUUUGCCCAGUUUGGAUGGGUCACAGGGGGAGAAAGAAAAAGACAACAGGGGUCAGUGCCUCUCCUGGAUCAAUCUCCUCCUGCAGCCAGCAGCUCGCACAGCUCAAACCCUGUCCUUCCUCUCCUCCCACCCCAGCACUGUGUUCUCUCUCCCUCCAAUUUACAAAGAUGA
This is a messenger RNA of Rangifer tarandus platyrhynchus (Svalbard reindeer), 306 nucleotides long. The record is from the annotation of a GenBank genome assembly. Lineage: Eukaryota; Metazoa; Chordata; Mammalia; Artiodactyla; Cervidae.